Molecule: messenger RNA, 399 nt
Organism: Olea europaea var. sylvestris
Lineage: Eukaryota; Viridiplantae; Streptophyta; Magnoliopsida; Lamiales; Oleaceae
Exons: 2
Coding region: 1-399 (132 amino acids)
Source: RefSeq, a predicted model, not a curated record
AUGGCUCCUUUUGAAAAUUUAUAUGGUAGAAAGUGCAGAACACCAGUAUGUUGGAGUGAAGUUGGUGAAAGAAAGUUAGUGGGCCCUGAUUUGGUUCAAAUGGCUUCAGAAAAUGCGAAAUUGAUUAGAGAAAAUUUGAAAAUAGCACAAGACAGACAUAAAAGUUAUGCAGAUAAGCGCAGGAAAGAUCUUGAAUUUGCAGUUGCAGUUGGAGAUAAAGUCUUUUUGAAAUUGUCACCUUGGAAAGGAGUGUUGAGAUUUGAUUCUUCUCAUGUUCUAGAGUCUCAACCAGUUCAGUUGAAGGAGAAUUUGACUUACGUACAAGAGUCAUUGAGAAUUUUAGACGAAAAGGUGCAAAUUCAGCGAAACAAGACAGUUUCACUUGUUAAUGUACUUUAG